AAUUCAGAAAACAAGCAGCCUGUUGAAAAAGUGACAAAUGAUGUUCUACAGAAUGUUCUUGUAUUGGAGGUCAAGAGUACCACAUGUGAACAAAGUACAGUCACAGAAAAUGCCUGCACAAAUGAGUUACCAACUCCGGUUAAACCCAAACCAUCAAAAGUUGAAAGACUACGUGCUCUUGGAAUUGAUCUAUCUGUUAAACCUCUCCUCAGUCCAAAUGAUGGAACCUUUGUCAUUUUAGAAGAGCCUAAGCCAAAUAAAGAACUUGAAGCACUGAAGGAGAGAUUUCUCAAGCAUAGCAUGCACAAGGUAAAAGCAGUUGCUGAAAAAAAGGUUAACCUCAAUAUCAUUCGUAAAGAGAGAACAGCGGAUGGUAGAGAGGAGCUGAAAGCAGAUGUU
This is a messenger RNA of Staurois parvus, 399 nucleotides long. The record is from the annotation of a GenBank genome assembly. NCBI's taxonomy places the organism in Eukaryota, Metazoa, Chordata, Amphibia, Anura, Ranidae.